Monopterus albus (swamp eel) is the source of this 3016-nucleotide messenger RNA. RefSeq names its product LIM and SH3 protein 1 (gene lasp1). Gene Ontology annotation, cellular component: focal adhesion. The coding region runs from base 287 to 967 and encodes 226 amino acids. Lineage: Eukaryota; Metazoa; Chordata; Actinopteri; Synbranchiformes; Synbranchidae. The record is from RefSeq and is a predicted model, not a curated record. The transcript has 7 exons. Gene Ontology annotation, molecular function: actin filament binding.
CACUCCCGCUUCCUCCGUGCACGAACACGCGCAGCCGAGGGAGGGAUAGAGGGGCAGCGGGAACGCGCCUUCCGUGUCUGGUUAGUGGACUGACAGCCAGCUGUGCGGCUACAACGACAACAACCUCCUGGAUUUUUUUUACAUACAACUAGAUUAGUGUUAGUCUGUUACUGAUCAUAAUCUUACACUAUAGCUAGUUUUUGACGCGAAUACACGGCAGCACACAGCUACAACCAGUAUCAUCGGCGUUUUCUGUGCUAACUAGCUAGAAGAGCAUUCCUCCAAUAUGAAUCCCGUGUGCAGCAGAUGCAAUCAGAUCGUUUACCCCACGGAAAAAGUGAACUGUCUGGACAAGUGCUGGCAUAAAAGAUGUUUCAGCUGCGAGGUCUGCAAAAUGACUCUUAACAUGAAGAAUUACAAAGGCUUCGAGAAGAGACCAUACUGCAAUGCACACUACCCCAAGACACAAUUCACCUGUGUGGCUGACACUCCAGAGAACCUCCGCCUCAAACAACAGAGCAAGAUGCAGAGCCAGGUUCUCUACAGGGAGGAUUUUGAGAAGAAUAAAGGCAAAGGUUUCAGCGUGGUCGCAGACACGCCAGAGCUGCAAAGAAUUAAGAAAACACAGGAUCAAAUCAGUAAUAUCAAGUAUCAUGAGGAGUUUGAAAAGAAGAAGAUGGCAGGAGAGGGCCCACUGCAGCAGCCAAGCAGCCCUAACCCAGCAGCGUACCAGCCUGCAGGCUCUCAGAACUACCACUAUGAGCCUGCUGCUGCACCUCCUUGUUAUUCACAGAAGCGGUACAGGGCAGUGUAUGACUACGCUGCUGCUGACGAGGACGAGGUGUCCUUCAUGGACGGAGAUGUGAUCGUAGACGUGCAACAGAUCGACGAGGGCUGGAUGUACGGCCGUGUGGAGCGCACUGGCCAGCAGGGCAUGCUGCCUGCCAACUACGUGGAGGCCAUCUGAGUGAGAGGGAGAGAACAGAGGAGGAGGAGGUAGAGAAAGGGAGGGAAAGACAGAAAGGAAAAGCCCAGUGCCAUCUCAUCUCACCUCUAGCUGCUUUCUCUUGAUUUUACUCUUGUUGCCUAAUCUGUCCUGUGAGACCCUGAACCUACCCCACCUUCUGCAUCCCUGCUCUGCUCUCACUGUUCAGCACACCAGCCACAGACACCAUCUGUCUGUCUGUCCUUCUCUUCUGUCUGCCUGCCUGUCGCUCUGUCUGUGUCUGUGCUGAUGUCUGUCUCUGUGUGGAUCUUCAGUCUUUUCCAAUCCUGGCUCCACUCUCGUGCUGUCACAAGUGGAAUUUGAAAGUCAUAUAAGGUCAAGUCACAGUUCAUUGUUCCUGACAUUUUGCAUCUUGCAAAAAUAAAGAAGAAAAAAAUGUAAAAAGCCCUUUUCCCCACAAGUUAGUCAACAGAGCAGCAGUCAUUAUUCUGUGGGGAAAUUGAGUUAGACGUUUGGGUGGGUGUGGCAUUUUCAUAGGCCUGGUUUUUGUUUGUUUCUUUCUUUAAUCUUGCAGCAUGUUCUUGGCCAGACUGGAAACACAGUGUUUAAUCUCAGUCUAUUAGAACUAAGCUUGAAUAUAUUUGACUUGAGUACAUUCCUUUAACCUCUAACCUUGUUGCUGUUGCACCAGUCAGCCACUUCUCAGGCUUAACAGAGAGGUUUUUAAUAUAUUUAUAGACAGAAACACAUCUCACCAUUGGGUACUCAAGUAGACACCCUUGUGUUCACUGCACCAGAUAGGUAUCAUUGUGAAACUGGAAUCGUAGCCUGACCGAAGAGCACCUCUUGUCGUUACCUUUUACAGGCGGGAUCAGGGACAAGUUAGGGGACAUUAUCAGUCCAUCUCUUGCAGCCAUACGGAAUGCAUCACCUCAGUAGGGGUGUUCAUGUACAGCCUACAUGCCCUUGUUCCUGUUUUUGCUGCCCAAAUGCCUUUAGUCCGGAGGGAAUCACAAAGUUAUGGUGGUGAAGGUUUGGAGAAAGGAAAUUGGAGCAGGCCAGUUCUUUCCCUUUUUGCUACAAAAACUAGAAGACACAUUUAUAAGUGACAGGGCCAAGCACAACUCUAUUGUUUGUAUCUUUUUUAUUUUAAAUUUAUUCCACUGUUUUUGUGUGUAAACAUUCCAGUCUUGUUUUUUUCCAUAUAAUGUGAUUGAAACUGUUGCCUUUGGUAAAUGUUGUUGUCGUGGUUCUCAUGUUGUUGCUCAUUUGCCUUUUCUUGUUAUUGUAAGAUGCUUUUAAAAAAUGUCAGCAUAUUAAAUAAAUAAACCAGCAACUCAAAUAAUGAACCAAGGAAGAGGAAUUUAUCUAGAUGUGUCCGGUGGCAGUAUUGGAUCAGUUUCAGGUCAGAACAGUGCUAGCAGCUUGUUGGAGAAAUCAGCUGAAUAGGUGAAUGUUCAACUCAGUUUCUGACCAGUGGAGCUCUCUUUUUUGUUAUUCUGGAGAACAUGAAAGAAUGUGCUCUGGUUAUGAAAACCAUAUAGCCUUCUUUUGGGUCCAUCUUGCAGAUGAGUGCAAAAAAUGUUGACUAUUCUUUUAUAUUUGCCCUGUGAAUCAGGCUAAAUUUACCUGGUUUGUGUCGGUCUCUAAGUUGUAAAGAAGGCUGGUUCAUAAACAAAAUCAAUCAUUGAAGUCACUUGCACAGAAGUACUGUCCUUCUAUAUCUCUGUGAGGACAUUAUCAGACAAACGUUAUAUUUGGCUGUCUCUGUGGUGUAAAUGGCCCCUGACCAUACCCACCUCUUCCCCUUUCCUUGCUGUUUCAUUCUCCCACAUGAUGCACUGUGACUGUCACAGACAUGAGCGAUUGGGGGGGGGGGAACAAACAUUCAGGAAAAAAAAGCAAAACAUGGCUUUCACUAUGUAGCUAGAUGACACUGUACAACUAUAUGUGUACCAUAAGGUAAAUUAGGGCAACUAUACAUGUCAUGGUGCUCCAGGAAGUGACUUGCCUGCAGAUGAAACAGGUUCAUAUCUGUUGUGAAUGUGGCCAGGUGGAAGUCAAUUGAUU